AAUGAAAUUUAUCCCUCGCUUUUCACUACACAUUGUUCGUUGCUUCCCUGCUCCUCUCACUCCUCUUCCUUCCUUUGCUUCUUCUUGCUCUUUUCCUCUUUCUUUAACACCAAUUUCUUGCAGAAACUCAGUGUGUUCGACGAAAUGCCUGAGCGAUGCUCUCGCUCACUGCUACGCAUGCCCACAUUCCAAAGUCGGACCACGGUUUCUCGCGUUUGAAUUAUCCUCUCAUUUCUUCUCCGGUUUUCAUGCAUAAUUCCAGAAAUGGGGUGAAAAGGUAUAGACAUUUUACUGGGUUUAUAGAAGUGAAAAAUUGGGGGAAAGUGGAGGGGGUUUUCGAUGAUUCUUGGUGUUUCUGGUGUAAACGGUUUGAAGGGGACAGAGAGUUGGAUGGGGAGAUUAUUAAGUUUAUGGAGAAAUCUGAGAAGCCGAAGAUGUUUCCUACCGAGGAAGAGUUGUUAAGAGCGGGAAGAAUGGAUUUGGUGGAGGCUAUAAAGAAGAUGGGCGGGUGGUAUUCUCUCGGUUGGGAUGAAGAAAAUGUGGGGUUUAAUGUUGAAGAAGCAAAGGAAGAUGAUAUUGGGGAGUUUCGGAGGAGAGUUGAGAUUGAGAAUCAUAUAGAGAUUGCUGCUUUGAGAGAAGAAUAUUAUAAUUCUUUUCCUGGUCUUGGGGAAGACUAUGGUUUUUCUUCUGCAGUGGAUUCUAGUCCUGGGACGUUGAAUUCUUUGCAGCUGCCUUCUUCAGCAUCGCUGGAUAGAUCACUAGAAGUUGAUCUUGGUGUAGCUACGGGGAUUGAGAGUAUAUUGAUUGGACUGGAGAAGCAGAGAAAUACUGAUUUUGGAAUCAAUUUGAAGUAUGACCAUGACACUCAUGCUAAAAGUAAAGAUGAGGGGGAUGACAGGGAUUUCAGUGCAGCUAUAGAUGGGGCUAGGACUGCCCUUGGAGGGAGCAACGUAUGGAGGCUCGCUUUCCAGCACAAGGGCAUAUUCAACACCUUCAGUCGCAAGAUUAGCCCCGGUUAUCAAGUUGGGUUCCAACAUGCUCUGAUUGAAGCUGCUGAAAUUUCUUUCAGCAAAAAUCAAGUCGAAAAUAAUCAAGAAACUUAUCAUGAUGGAAUAACUGUAACCACUGAAGAAUAUGCAGAAGCUUGUAGCAGACAUGAAGGUACCAAUCACAAUCAAAUACGAACUCGCCUUCAGCAUCUAGAACUUGAGCUUACCACAGCUCUUUGUUUCCUGAGGUCCAAAAGGGAACAGUCGUUUCCGGAGGAGGUAACUGGAAGCUCUAGUGCUUCACAGAAGCUUUCUGAUGCAUGGGAGUUCCAAGAGAAUGAGUUCAUGAGUGCCCAGGAUGCACUUAGAUCAAUAAGAUCCAAGCUUGCUGUAUUAGAGGGGAAAAUGGCAUUAGCAAUAAUUGAUGCACAAAAGUUAGUGAAAGAGAAGCAAAAGAGGAUAGAUACUGCCCACAAAGCCUUGCAACUUCUUCGCACUACCUCCAUAAUGUGGCCUAGUUCAGCAUCAGAGGUUCUCUUAGCAGGAUCUUUCGAUGGAUGGACAACUCAGCAAUGCUUUAGAAUUAUGGAAUCUUGAUCGGUAGAGGGAUUGCAUGACACGCAUUUGCAGAGAAAGAUGGAGAGAUCAAGGACAGGCAUCUUUUCUGUAAGCUUAAAGCUCUAUCCAGGUAAAUACGAGGUAGGUUGACGGGUGUGCCUUUGACAAUUUCUUCGUGUUCACCUUUGAUUAACAUCAUUACCAGUGACUUUAUUAUAACCUGUAGAUCAAGUUCAUUGUUGAUGGCAUAUGGAAGGUUGAUCCUCUGCACCCCAUCAUCAAUUAUAACGGAUAUGAAAAUAACCUUCUUAUUGUUGCAUGAGUUGCGCAACCCUGCUACAUCAGGAAUGGGAAAUAUUUCUUACAGUCCUUCACCGAAGAACUGAAGAAACUGGUGUACAGCUUGUUAUACUAUUUCAUGCAAGUAGAAUAGAGAGAGCUAUAGGUAACAAAUUGUCAUUCUUUUACUAAUUUAAGUCAAAACGUUCUGCUACUAUUUCUAUCUGCCUUAAUCUGUAUCUUGGUCAUGUAAACAUCGUAACUUCUUGUAUCUUGCGAAAUUUGAUUUAUUCUUUCAUAUGCAUCUCUACUUUUUAAUUGCAGAUUGCCUUGCUUUCCUUCUGUAAGCUAAAAUAGCAGAUUAACUGGUCACACCAUUGUCUUCAGUUCUCAAGAAAAACGUUCAAUCAACAUAAGACAUUCAAUAGUCCCACCUCACGAAAAAAAAGCACAUUAUUGCUCAAACAAAACAGCAGAUUAACUUCUCUUUUGCUCUUCAGCCUGUUACCCAACAAAUCUCUGUUUACGACGGACACAGACAUAGAGCUACAUAGAAAAAUAAUACCUUAUAUAUCACAUUGCAAAGUGAAAACAGAAACUGUAUUAAUCUCAGUUCACAAACUCAAGCAAACUAGAUCCCGAAUUAAACUUCCCCCACUCUCAAUAGAAAAACACAUUCUCUUAUCUCAAAAAGAGCAAUCAAAUCUGAACCCUCAAGUUACUCAGAAAUGAAAAUCUUAACUCUAAACUAU
Sesamum indicum (sesame) is the source of this 2578-nucleotide messenger RNA. Its product is annotated as protein PTST homolog 2, chloroplastic. The record is from RefSeq and is a predicted model, not a curated record. Lineage: Eukaryota; Viridiplantae; Streptophyta; Magnoliopsida; Lamiales; Pedaliaceae.